CGUAGAAGUUGGCUUGGCUCUGCUCGGCCGAGUCAGUCUGCCGAGGCCCUGCCAUCCUGUCAGUAUUGCAAGUGGAGUGGCGGGAAGAGGUUGUCUGAUUCAGUGUUCCCACGCGUGUACAACGUAUUUCAUCAUCAAAUCUCUUUAUUCAAUAGUUUCUUUAUUUCGUUCACAAACCUAGCACAUACAUCAUAAACAAAUAACUGCGGAUUACGCAUUUUCUUUGGCUAAACAUGAACUGGUUAAAUAAUUCGGGAAAAAAGGUUUUUGAUUAUCUAUAAACGUGCUUGUGAAAGCUCACUCGAAAAUGUGCGAUACGGACGGAGGCUUGCUCUUAAACGGCUCCCCUCUUCCAUUGCCGGUGUGAUUCCAACUAAAAUUAAAACAAGGACGCACGCUCCCGAGGAAUAGAUGCAGAUUGACCUGGCCCCACCCAUCUCGACAAUAUGAAGAAUGAAAAUGUCCUCAAAACACCACAGUUGCUGACACGGUCUAAAAAAAGAACAGACGAUGAAACUCCAGUCCAGGAGAAAGAAGAUGAAGGACCCAAAUCUCUUCGCAUUCACAGCUUCAGCCAUAGAGACGCAUUCGGCUGGGGCUUCCCAAAGGUCGAAGACUAUGAUGGCAGAAAGAAGAACGUGAUUGACCUGAAUUGGCUCAAUGAUUAUAACGAUGAGAUCGACAAGUUGCAAGUUGUAAUCAAGAAGGAGAGAUCGCUGUCCUUUAACAGUCAGUGCGAGAACUUGCUGGAGCACAGACCUUCUUCCAGAAAUGCGGGAAGCGAACUGGAAGAAUCUCUUGACUCGACGCAUUCCUUUGAAAUUGAACUUCCAAAUGCACUUGAGCGACAAGGGCAGCAGAAGGGGUUGGUGAAAUCUGACAGUUUACUCUUGCAAGUAAACAAUAACAACAACAAUGAAGAGUUAUUGUCUUCCACACCCUCGGCUGAUGCCUUCUGUAGCAUUCGAAGCUGCCCUUCCAGGGACAGUGGGAUAUCUGCUACAGAUGAUAUAUCAGACACCCUGCCAGAAAUCCAUAUAGACCGCUCCAUACUGGCAGAACUAGAAGGAAUAAGUGAAGAUGAACAACUUGAAUCAACAGAUACCAUUGGGGCGCUUUCAGUUAAGGGUAAGGUGUCAGAUGAACAAAGCAGUGAAUCGGGCGAUCUUACUGAAGGGUUAAUAGGGAACGUGCAGCGGAAAUGUCCUGUAUGGUAUAAGAAAUUUAGCAUUGGUCACAAUGAUCUCAUUUUGAAUUUUGAUUCACUGAACUGGGGGUUGGAACAUGAAUGUGAAGACGAGACAGGUAGUAUGGCACUUGUGAAAGAUGAACAAUAUGACAGCCUAAUAUCUAGAAGUGACAAAGAAAGUAAUGCAGAUGACAGUGUAGAUGAAGUGGAGUGUGUGGAUGAGAGGCGAAGGCAAAGAAUCAAGGACCUGUGGAGCAUUUGUGACAGACUGGAAGCGUCCUCCCUCCGUGGUGGGAGAUCCCUCAAGGGACUUUCAGAAAUCAUGGAAUUGGUAGCUUCCUUCAGUAAGAUAGACAGCCGCCUGGAAAUCCUCAAGUGUGACCUACAAAGCCUGUCACGCCAGGCCACAGACAAUCGCCAUGAAUUCAACAGCCUGCAGAAGAGAGCAUCAAAUCUGCUGGCCUCAACAGAGUCUUCCAGACAUCAUAUGGCACAACUGUUUUGCCUGGAAAGGCUGGAGGAGCGCUUACAAGAGGAAUGGUGGGGUGCUCACUACCCGGAUCUGGUUAAACUGAACGAAAGCUAUAUAGUGUGAUGUGAUAUAUGCCAAAGUAGCUUAAGUUGAUGAAAUUAUUCCUAUUUCUUUUUUCUACUGAAGUCCUGGGGGAUAGCAAAUCACAGACAGUAUUCUUUUAAUGCUAUCUCCAGUUAUGAUUUAUACUUUAUUUCAGAAAGGUGCUUUCAUUUAUUAAAGAGCUUAUGAUGAAUAGCUUGUAGAGGACAUAAUUACCAAUAUUGUGCUGGUGCUAAAUCUAUAUGUAUUUUUGCUUAUGAAAAAUACAGUUCAUUCAUAUUUCUCUUUGAUUGAAAUGUUGUACAUAGAGAUUGUCCAUUUUAAAUUAUAUGGUAUUUUGGAAUA
Macrobrachium nipponense is the source of this 2108-nucleotide messenger RNA. RefSeq lists its product as uncharacterized. NCBI's taxonomy places the organism in Eukaryota, Metazoa, Arthropoda, Malacostraca, Decapoda, Palaemonidae. The coding region runs from base 447 to 1784 and encodes 445 amino acids. The record is from RefSeq and is a predicted model, not a curated record. The transcript is spliced from 2 exons.